AUGUCCCUCAAAACAGAAUUGUCUCACCACGAAGGUGAAAUUACUCCUCUCGAGUCUCCCGACCGGUUUCUCACGGCCGAGGAAAAGUUCCCCCACAUCAACAGAAGCAAGCUGCUGCGGAAAUGCGACCUCCACAUCAUUCCCAUGCUGGCUGUGCUCUACCUCAUGUCGUUUCUUGACAGAGGAAACAUUGGAAACGCACGAAUCGAGGGAAUCAUCGAAGAUCUCAAUCUUACCGGCACCCAGUUCAACUGGUCAAUCACAGUCUUCUUCUUCACCUACUGUGUGUUUGAAGUACCCUCCAACAUGCUUCUCAAACACAUCAGACCAUCCAUCUACCUACCUUCUAUUAUGGUCCUGUGGGGUAUUGUCAUGACGCUCAUGGGUAUUGUCAACAACUACGCCGGUCUGAUUGCCUGCAGAGUGCUUCUGGGAGUAUUUGAAGCUGGUCUCUUUCCUGGAGUCACCUACUACCUCACCAUGUGGUACUGUCGAUCAGACAUGCAGUACCGACAGGCCAUGUUUUUUACCGCAGCUGGUCUGGCUGGAGCCUUCUCUGGACUGCUGGCGUUUGGAAUCGGCAAAAUGAGAGGAACUGCAGGUCUCAACGGUUGGCAGUGGAUCUUCAUCCUCGAAGGCAUUGCUACUGUUGUAGUGGCGGUCUUUGCUUACUGGGCUCUGUACGACUUUCCAGAGAACGCAAAGUUUCUGACCCAAGAUGAACGAGAGUUCCUCCAGUACUCGCUGGAAUACGAUGGCUAUGAUCGAGAUUUGGCUGCCAAGGGAGCCUCAAGCAAUCAACCGGUCGGAAGAGACAAUUCAAAUGAUAAAGAAUUUGUCUGGCAGGCUUUUAAAGACGUCCAGUCCUGGCUUGGAGCUCUGGCUAUGAUUCUCAUUGUUGUUCCUCUCUACUCUCUCUACUUCUUCACCCCCAUUAUUGUCAACAGCAUGGGACACAGCGUGGCAAAGUCGCAGCUACUGUCUGCACCCCCAGCAUUAGUUGGAGCUAUCGCUAACGUGUUCCAGGCUUAUUUCAGUGACAAGACUGGCAAACGAUUCCCCUUUCUAAUGGCCAACUUCUCCCUAGGACUUGUUGGAUACUCUCUCUGUAUCGCCUACGGAGUGAAACGAAUCUGGAUCACUUACGCUGGCUGUUGUAUCGUCAAUCUGGGUAUGCAGCCGUGCUUCAUUUGUUUCAUCUCUUGGAUCUCUGUGAAUGUCAGUGGCCCAUACAAACGAGCAAUUGCCAUGGCUAUUGUCAUUGGACUGGGUAAUAUGGGCGGGGCCAUUGCUUCAAAUGUCUACAGAGCACCGGACGCUCCUGCCUUCAAGCAGGGUCACACCAUCGCCAUGUCUAUGGUGGCUGCCGGCAUGGCUAUAGUCAUUGGCAUGUAUCUGGGCUACGGAUUUGUCAACAGAAGAAAGACCAAGAAUAUGCUUAGUGGCAAGUACGACCAUCUAACCGGUGCAGAGCUGGCUCGUAUGGGAGAUCGGUCGCCUUUUUUUAUUUACAGAACAUGA
Yarrowia lipolytica CLIB122 is the source of this 1521-nucleotide messenger RNA. RefSeq lists its product as uncharacterized. Gene Ontology annotation, biological process: transmembrane transport. Gene Ontology annotation, molecular function: transmembrane transporter activity. Gene Ontology annotation, cellular component: membrane. The record is from RefSeq and is a predicted model, not a curated record. NCBI's taxonomy places the organism in Eukaryota, Fungi, Ascomycota, Dipodascomycetes, Dipodascales.